AUGGCAGGUAGCGGCGGCCUGGGCGGCGGGGCCGGGGGCGGCCAGGGCGCGGGGGCCGGGCAGGGGGCCGCGCUGCGGGUGCCGCGUGCGCCGCUGCUUCUCGCCGCGCUGGUGCUCGGCGCCUACUGCCUCUGCGCCCUCCCCGGCCGCUGCCCGCCGGCCGCCCGCGCUCCGGUGCCGGCGCCCGCGCCCGCUGAGCCGCUCCGCGCCGUCGGUCCCCGGGGGGCGCCGGGCCUGCCUGUGGCCAGCGGCCCGGGACGCCGGCGCUUCCCGCAGGCGCUCAUCGUGGGCGUGAAGAAGGGCGGCACGCGCGCCCUGCUGGAGUUCCUGCGGCUGCACCCCGACGUCCGCGCGCUCGGCUCUGAGCCCCACUUCUUCGACAGGUGCUACGAGCGCGGCCUCGCCUGGUACCGGAGCCUCAUGCCACGCACCCUGGACGGGCAGAUCACCCUGGAGAAGACCCCUAGCUACUUCGUGACUCGGGAGGCCCCCGGCCGCAUCCACGGCAUGUCCCCGGACACGAAGCUGAUCGUGGUGGUGCGGAACCCUGUGACGCGGGCCAUCUCCGACUACGCCCAGACGCUCUCCAAGACCCCGGGCCUGCCCAGUUUCCGUGCCCUGGCCUUCCGCCACGGCCUGGGCCCCGUGGACACGGCCUGGAGCGCCGUACGCAUCGGCCUGUACGCCCAGCACCUGACCAACUGGCUGCGGCUCUUUCCCCUGUCCCGCUUCCUGUUCGUCAGCGGGGAGCGCCUGGUCAGCGACCCGGCCGGGGAGGUGGGCCGCGUGCAGGACUUCCUGGGCCUCAAACGCGUGGUCACGGACAAGCACUUCUACUUCAACGCCACCAAGGGCUUCCCCUGCCUCAAGAAGGCCCAGGGGGGCAGCCGCCCCCGCUGCCUGGGCAAAUCCAAGGGCCGGCCCCACCCCCGCGUGCCCGAGGCUGUGGUCCGGCGCCUUCGGGACUUCUACCGGCCCUUCAACCGCAGGUUUUACCAGAUGACCGGCCAGGACUUUGGCUGGGACUGAGGAGGACGGGCCAGCCCGUGCCCGGCCCGGGGACCCUCGCUCACCUUGAUUUAUGCCGGCCGCCGGGCCGUGGAGCCUGCAGACAGAUGAUGGGUAGGGAAAAGUAUUUAAGGAAUAAAGCCUGGGUCUGUGUUCUUCCACAUAAUCUGGAAGGUGGCCAGACGGGGGGCUGGAGGUGCCACCGCCCAGGGAAACGCUAACCAUACCACCUGUCUCUACAGGGCACCGUUCGUAUGCCCGGAGUGGUCCAAAACCCAAUCCGUAGACAUCCCUUGGGGUGUGCAGUGAGCUUGGCCACAUGUCACACAUGAGCAACUGAGGCUCAGAGAGGUUUAGGGCCUGCCCAGUGACGCACAGCUCAGACUCUGGAGGCCCUCCUGUGCGCCCCGGGAUGCUGAGCUAUGCUGGAAUGUUGUCCCCGUGCGGCAGAUGAGGAAACUGAGGCUCCAGGUUGCCCACGUGAGGGCUGGGGGGGGAUGAGAGUUGGAUCUGGCCAACUCAGGGCUGCACCCAUGACUGCGGCUGAUUUCGUGUCUUAGUGCGCAUUGGAUGCUCCCUCCUGGGAAUCUGGUGAGGUUGCGUUACAGGGAGUGAGUGUGACGUGAGGACCAGCAGCGGGGUAUUGGUUUGAAGCGUCCCCAAGCCCCUGGGGACAGUGUGGCACCACCCACCACAACUCCCGCCCUCCAGACCCUGCCCGCUGGGGGGGACUUGCCCUCUCAGUGGGUUCCACCCACUCCCCCAGGCCCUGGAUGCCCCAGUUCUGCUGUGUUCCAGGAAGGGCUCCCGCCCUUGGGGGAUGGGCAGAGGUGAAUGCCCAUCUGGGGCCCAGCUGCCUGCUCAGGUCCUGACUUAGGCCAGGCUCGGGUGGGCUAGGCUGCCCUAUCCACCCCUCUGCCCCUGGGAAGGUGGGGGCCCCUUCCUAAUGACUGUCUCCUGCUCCUGGCCACAGUGUUGCUUGCCGGGUGCCCACAAA
Messenger RNA from Lynx canadensis (Canada lynx), 2005 nucleotides. It is a transcript of the gene HS3ST6, whose product is annotated as heparan sulfate-glucosamine 3-sulfotransferase 6. The coding region runs from base 1 to 1029 and encodes 342 amino acids. The transcript has 2 exons. The record is from RefSeq and is a predicted model, not a curated record. Lineage: Eukaryota; Metazoa; Chordata; Mammalia; Carnivora; Felidae. Gene Ontology annotation, molecular function: [heparan sulfate]-glucosamine 3-sulfotransferase activity.